This is a messenger RNA of Kogia breviceps (pygmy sperm whale), 1792 nucleotides long. It is a transcript of the gene GXYLT1, whose product is annotated as glucoside xylosyltransferase 1. Lineage: Eukaryota; Metazoa; Chordata; Mammalia; Artiodactyla; Physeteridae. Gene Ontology annotation, biological process: protein O-linked glycosylation via N-acetylgalactosamine. The record is from RefSeq and is a predicted model, not a curated record. Gene Ontology annotation, molecular function: UDP-xylosyltransferase activity.
UCGCCCGGGCGGGCGCGGCGGCGACGGCAGCGGCGGCGCGGGGACGGCGCGAUGCGGCGCUACCUGCGCGUCGUGGUGCUGUGCCUGGCCUGUGGCUUCUGCUCGCUCCUCUACGCCUUCAGCCAGCUCGCCGUGUCCCUGGAGGAAGGAGCGGGCGGCGGUGGCGGGAAGCCGCAGGCCGCAGCGGCUUCCUGGCUCGCGGGCGGCGGACGCGGCGCCGGGAGAGGGGCGGGCAGCGCGGGCCCCGCGGCGCAUCCCGGCCGGUCUGACAGGUGUAAAGAUUGCUCUCUGUGUUACUGGAAUCCCUAUUGGAUGCUGCCCUCUGAUGUUUGUGGAAUGAACUGCUUUUGGGAAGCGGCUUUUAGGUAUAGGCUGAAAAUGCGGCCCGUUGAGAGAGUGCACCUAGCCGUAGUUGCCUGUGGGGAAAGACUGGAAGAAACUCUAACCAUGUUGAAGUCAGCACUUAUCUUCAGCAUCAAACCUCUUCAGUUCCAUAUUUUUGCUGAAGAUCAACUGCAUGAUAGUUUUAAAGGCAUACUUAACAGCUGGUCAUUUCUACAAACAUUUAAUUAUUCAUUAUAUCCGAUAACUUUUCCGAGUGAGAAUGCAGCAGAAUGGAAAAAGCUCUUUAAACCGUGUGCUUCCCAGAGAUUGUUCUUGCCAUUAAUCCUGAAAGAAGUUGACUCACUAUUGUAUGUUGACACCGAUAUCCUUUUUUUACGGCCCGUUGAUGACAUUUGGUCUUUACUAAAGAAAUUUAAUUCCACACAAAUUGCUGCAAUGGCACCAGAACAUGAAGAGCCUCGAAUAGGCUGGUAUAAUCGCUUUGCCAGACAUCCAUACUAUGGAGAAACUGGAGUGAACUCUGGAGUUAUGUUGAUGAACAUGACCAGAAUGAGAAGGAAGUAUUUCAAGAACGAUAUGACCACUGUGCGACUACGAUGGGGAGAUAUACUUAUGCCAUUGCUUAAAAAAUACAAACUGAACAUCACAUGGGGUGAUCAAGAUCUGUUGAAUAUCAUAUUUUUUCAUAACCCAGAAAGCCUUUUUGUUUUUCCGUGCCAAUGGAAUUAUCGACCAGAUCAUUGCAUAUAUGGAAGCAAUUGCCAGGAAGCCGAAGAAGAAGGAAUCUUUAUUCUUCAUGGGAACAGAGGUGUUUACCAUGAUGAUAAACAGCCAGCGUUUAGAGCUAUUUAUGAAGCACUGAGAAAUUGUUCUUUUGAAGAUGACAACAUCCAUUCUUUAUUAAAGCCUUUAGAACUGGAACUACAAAAGACAGUGCAUACAUACUGUGGGAAAAUUUACAAAAUAUUUAUCAAACAGCUGACCAAAAGCAUACAAGAUCGUUAUGAUAGACCACCAAAGGAAAGGUGAUUCUUGGUGACCGCUAAAUCAAAUGAAUUGAAACAACAAAAUAUCAGAGGAUAUGUGUGAAGGAAUAGUCUUAGAUGAAGUGUUCAGGAAGGAAUUAUUCAUCUGCAGAAUAAUUUUUUUUCCCGAAGAAGUUAAAUGAGCAGUAUUUUCAUGUAAUGAAGAAUAAGUUGAAGUCUUGGACCCCAACAAGAAGAUAUUUUUGAUUUCUGAUGUUUUGUAAUGCUAUGUGCUGUCAUUCUAGUAUUGAUGAAGAUAUUAUUGAAUGGUUGUAGCCUACAGACUUUGACUCUCACUCUCAAGUGGGUGAGAGCAGUAGGGAUGUGUGGUUGGAGACGAAUGUACCUCAUGCACAGUGGAGACACUCAGACUGUGAGUAUAGCAAUAAUUUUACGUCAGCACUAACCUCACUUUAAAUGUG